Molecule: messenger RNA, 1704 nt
Organism: Polyodon spathula (Mississippi paddlefish)
Lineage: Eukaryota; Metazoa; Chordata; Actinopteri; Acipenseriformes; Polyodontidae
Product: actin-related protein 2/3 complex subunit 5-A-like
Exons: 4
Coding region: 192-644 (150 amino acids)
Biological process (GO): regulation of actin filament polymerization; Arp2/3 complex-mediated actin nucleation; cell migration
Cellular component (GO): cytoplasm; Arp2/3 protein complex; actin cytoskeleton
Molecular function (GO): actin filament binding
Source: RefSeq, a predicted model, not a curated record
GGCACUGCACUCCAACACAUCACUGACUGAAAGGAGGCGUUGCUGCGAGUUUGCGGAAGUGACAGCCGGCUGAGAGAGGAAGGAAGCGAGGUAACCGGGCGGAUUCUUGCAUACAGACAUUCCGGCUCAUUGAAAAAAUAUUUCUUUCUUUUUAGAAAACGAAUUUAAAUUUAAAAGGCAAAGCAGCCAAGAUGUCGAAGAACGUGUCCUCUGACCGCUUCAGGAAGGUGGAUGUAGAUGAGUACGACGAGAACAAGUUUGUGGACGAGGAAGAGGGAGGAGAAAACCAACAGGGUCCGGAUGAAGGGGAAGUUGAUUCCUUAAUCAGACAAGGAAACGUGAUGGGUGCUCUCCAGGCAGUCCUGAAAAAUCCACCAAUGAACACAAAGAACCAAGCACUGAAGGACCGGGCGGAGGGUCUUGUCCUAAAGGUCCUGAGCUCCUUUAAAAGUGGUGAUAUUGAGAAGGCUGUGCAGUCCCUGGACAAGAAUGGUGUGGAUCUCCUCAUGAAGUACAUCUACAAGGGGUUUGAGCAGCCCACAGAAAACAGCAGUGCGAUCUUACUGCAGUGGCAUGAAAAGGCUUUAUCUGCUGGUGGCGUAGGAUCUAUUGUUCGAGUCUUAACUGCCAGAAAAACCGUUUAGCACAUGCCUGGAGCUGCUCUGCAUAGAGAGGGAUUUGCUUGUUCAAAAACCAAGAGAGUCGUUCAAAUGGCCCUGUGCAGGACUCCAUUCUUCCUGUGGACCCUUCUUGACCUCUGCUUGCUUUAUAUCUUUUGUAUUAUUUUCCUGAAAUAACUUUGUUAUCAAGACCAUGGUGCAGCGUUAGUUAGAUUUGUUAGACUUUGUAUCACAAGCAUUUCAAUUGGACUUAUUUUCUUUUAAGUGAAAAUGUAUAAAAAAAAAAAAAGACUGUUACAGUAUAUUGUGUAUUUGAGACUUUUUUUUUAUCCAUUAACCAAUUUGUGGCUAAAAACAAGGUCCCCGAACAUGUCAGUGCAGUUUGCAAAGGUCAGAAGAGAAAGGAGCUUCCAUUGGUACUGUAUACUAACCCCGAUGAAAAUGACCAGGGGUAGCCUUUUCUGAUUUCAAAUGCUGUUCUGCAUCAUCUGGCACGUAAACACCUGUUCUAUUUUGCGACCCUUUCAGGAUGCUGCAGUAGCUCUUUGCUCAACGCCAAUCUUUUACUUUACUGUAGUUGUAACUAGAAGCAAGGAGAGUGGAGUUCAGUCUGUUCCUGUUCUUUUUUUUUUUUUUCUCCAACCUUGUGGUCCAACAUAAUGACAAGCUUUAGCCUGGUUAAUCAAAGCUCCUGCCAGGCAUUACAUCUGCUCUGUGAUUUUCAGUAUUAUUUCCAGAUCAACCAAAUUAAUGUUUUCGUGCCACAGUAUCUUAACAUUUCAAAAAAGUAUUUUUGGACCAAACAUUUGGACCCGAAUUUUCUCUCCUUGUUUUUUCUACCUUCUUGAUUACUUCAUUUUAUAAUUAAAUUGCUGACUAGAACAAUUAAAUACACAGUGCAAUAAAACCUUUAAGUGUGAUUGCAAAAGCCAUUCAUACUGUAAGGGACACAGACUGAACUCUGUCCUAAACAAGUGUAAAGGGGAAAUUUGGUGAAAUAUUUGAUUAAUUGGUACUAUUGGCAUAAUGAGUUGAUCAGAAUCAUUUUACUAACUGGUUUACAGACUGCCUUAUUAAAUGGUCC